AUGAAAGCCCUGGUUAAGGUACCAACGCAAAGGAAGAAAGAGAAAUCUGCUUCAUUGAUGGCAAUUAAGAAACCUUCGAAAAAUAAAGAAGACAAUACAGAAUUGUCUGAGAAAAAAGAAGAAUUGAAUAUUAAUAUAAAUAGAAUAAGAAAGACAGAUAAGCUUUUAGAUCACAGUGAUACUAGUGGACAUUUAAGAUUAAAGAUAUCUAAUGGUAAAUAUGUGCCAUCAGAAGAUAGUCCAACUGAUAUAGGAUCAAGGAGAUGUACUCCAAAUGAAUCAAAAAAUAAUGACCACUGGUGGUCAGGUCCAGAUUGGUUAAAUAGACCUUCUAAUGAUGCAUUCUAUUGGAAACCUCCCGUAUAUUUACCUAAUGAUAAUAUACUCAAGCAUAUGCAUGCUAGAAUUUUGCAUACGCGAAGUAGUUUAAGAGAAUAUUCUUGGUUCAAAAAGGGAAGACAAACUGUGUCUAAAAUCUCAAGAAAGGAAUGUUACUAUUGUAGAAGAUGGAAAUUGAAAUUAUUUAAACUACCAAUAAUGUGUAGUCUACCAAUUGAAAGAGUAAUUUCUUCACGAACCCUUGAACAUGUAGGUCUAGAUUAUAUAGAACCAAUUAAUGUAGAUAUUAGAGGCAAACUUGAAAGUAUCACUUCAGAUAAUGCACCUCAAUUUAUUGCGUUAGCUAAGAAUUACAGUAUUAAAUAG
Messenger RNA from Enterobius vermicularis (human pinworm), 705 nucleotides. Lineage: Eukaryota; Metazoa; Nematoda; Chromadorea; Rhabditida; Oxyuridae. The record is from the annotation of a GenBank genome assembly.